CAGCCGAGCCGGGCCGAGCCGAGCUGGGACAGGGCAGCGCGGGCCCGACGAGCAUGGGGCGGCUGCGGGCCGGGCUGGGGCUGGGGCUGGCGCUGGCGCUGGGGCUGUGCGGGCUCCUGGCCGGGCCGGCGCUGGGCAGCCACGUCCCCCCGCGCUACAGCCUGUACACGGCCGGCGCCGGGCCCCCCCCCGCGCCGCCGCCCCCGCCCGCGCCCGCGCCCGCGCCCGCCGCCCGCGCCGCCAGCCGACACCGCAACUGGUGCGCCUACGUGGUGACCCGCGCCGUGAGCUGCGUGGUGGAGGACGGCGUCGACACCUUCGUCAAGCCCGACUACCAGCUCUGCGGCUGGGGGCAGCUCCAGUGCCCCCGCGCGCUCGCGUACCGUAGCUUCGUGCGGCCACGCUACAAGGUGGCCUACAAGACAGUGACGGACCUGGAGUGGAGGUGCUGCCAUGGCUAUGCGGGCAAUGACUGCCUGGAGGGGCCGGCGCAGGCCCCCGCACUUACCACCACUCGCCCGCGCCCCCGGCCUGGGCGCCCCACGCUCUCUGGCUUCGGCAACCCCCUGAGUGGCCUGGGGGGAGAAGGCCCUGGAGACAGCGAGAAGGUGAAGGAGCUGGAAGAGAAGGUGCAGAGCCUGAGCCAGCAGCUGCAAGAUCUGCAGUCCACGGUGCGGAGUGGUGGUGAGACGCUGACGACCGAGGUGCGCCGGGCGGUGGAGGCCUCGCUCAAUGGCAAGGCCCCAGCCGACGCUGCUGCGGCCCCUGAGGUGCAAGAGACGUUGGACGCCAUCCAGCGCCGCUUGGAGAGCCUGGACAACCGCAUCACCAGCCACGCUGCUGAGCUCGACCACCUGAGCCACAGCCCCGGCGGGCGGCAGGGGGCGGUGGUGCCAGGCGCGGCAGGCGAGCUGGAGCAGCGGGUGCAGGAGGCCUGCGCGCCCUGCCUGGCAGGCACUGAGGGUCUGCGACGGCAGCAGGCUGAGGACCGGGAGCGCUUGCGGGGGCUGGAGAAGCUGGUGGGCUCCGUGGACCAGCGCAACAGGGAGGCGGUGGAGGGUGUGCGGCGGCAUGUGAGCGCACUGGCUUCCCGCCUGCCCCAGGACUGCUGUGCCUCGCUGGAGGGGCUGCAGCGCCGCCUCGAUGACUUGGAGCGCCGCCUCGACGUGGUGGCCGGCUCCUUCACCGUGCUCAAUGGGCGCCUGGACCACGAGCUGAGCGGGCUGGAGCGGGCAGAGCCAGGUGCAGUGCCGGACAUGGGGCUGGAUGGACGCCUGGCCAUACUCGAGGGCCGAGUCAACACCACGCAGCGCAGCCUGGAGGAGCAUGAUCUGCAGCUCCAGGCCGACCUGCGCGCCCACGUGGCCGAUGAGCUGGCACAGGCCGGCGAGCGCCUAGACUCACGGCUGCGCGGGGCUGAGGGCCACCUGGCUGAUUUGGAUGCCCGGCUCGGUGGCUUCCAGGGCCAUGUGUCACAGGCUCUACGCAAUCUGAGUGGGGAGCUGGAGGAGCUGAAGGGCAGCGCAGGGCUGCCCGGCUCUGCCGUGGCGCGGCUGGAGGAGCUAGAGCAGCGGGUGCAGGACUGUGGCCAGCUGUGCCCCACAGCGGGUGGGGGGCCCCAGGAUGGGGACGCCGGGUUGCAUGCCCUGGAGCGGCACGUGCUGGACGUGGAAGAGCAGCUGCGCGGGUUGAGCGCGGGGCUGCAGCAGCUGGGGGCUGGCCGGGAUGCGCUGGGUGGUGCGGUGCGGGGGCUGCAGGGCAUAGUGGGGAAGCUGGGGGCACGGCUGGACGGGCUGGAGGGCACCAGGGGCCUGGCCUCGCUGCACAAGGACCUGGCGCUCUACUACAACCGCACGGGCACGCGGCUGGGCCGGCUGGAGGACGCGUUGCGGGGUGGCUGUGGUCAGGCCUGCCCUGGGCUGCAGGAGGAGCUGGGCCGGCUGCGGGCCGAGGUGGCCGCCUGUGCCCUGCCCUGCCAGUCGGGGCCGGGGCCGGGGCCGGGGCCGGGGCCGGGUCCGGGCGAGGAGCUGCCCGAGGCCCACAAACCGCUGGAUGGGUUCAGUGUGUUUGGGGGGGUGUCUGGUGUGGACCUGAAGGCGCUGCAGGGUGAGCUCUCGGAGGUGAUCCUCAGCUUCAGCUCGCACAAUGACACGCUGCGCGGGCUGCAGGCAACUAUGGAGAAGCACCAGACCGACCUGCGGCAGCUGGACACCACGAAGGACCACAUCAUCGCCGAGAUCAACAAGGUGCAGGCUGAGCUGACGGAGCACGUGGCCGACAGUGACACGCGCUUCGAGACCUUGGCGCACCUGCCGGCGCCCACCUGCCAACCCGGCCUGGACGAGCGGCUGGCCAAGCUGGAGAGCGUGUGCGAGCAGCUGGACACGGUGGGCGGCAGCCUGCGCAAGGUCAAGGAGGGGCUGGGCCGGCACGUGGCCGGGCUGUGGGGGGGCCUGAGCGAGCUCAAUGCCACGCUGCGCACCCACGGCGCGCUACUGGACAAGCUGUAUGCCGGCGCCCAGCUCGUGCCCCUGGCCCGCAGCAUCAAUGCGCUCAACGCCUCCCUGCAGCACCUGCUCGCCCAGGUGCAGGACCUCGCGCUGCAGGACCGCACUGGGCCCCCAGGCCCUGAAGGCCCCCCAGGCUUCCCAGGACCCCCUGGCCCAGCCGGGCCCCCUGGCAAGGAUGGCAUUGAGGGCCCUGUUGGCCCCCCAGGGCUCCGCGGAGAGAGAGGCGACGCGGCCGUGGUGCCCCACGUCUCGUUCUCGGCCGCCCUGACGUGGGAGCAUGUGGAUCCGGGCACCAUCCCCUUCGACAAGGUGCUGGUCAACGACGGUGGUGCCUACGACCCCGACUCUGGCACGUUCGUGGCCCCCGUGGCCGGGCGCUACUUCAUCAGCGUGGUGCUGACGGGGCACAAGCAUGAGAAGAUCGAGGCCGUCCUGUCCCGCUCCAACCAGGGCAUCGCCCGCAUCGACUCCGCCGGCUACCAGCCCGAGGGGCUGGAGAACAAGCCCGUGGCCGAGCACCAGCCCAGCCCUGGGGCGCUGGGCGUCUUCGCCCUGGUCCUGCCCCUGGAGGCAGGCGACAGCCUGUGUGUGGACCUGGUGAUGGGCCGCCUGGCGCACUCCCCCGAUGAGCCCCUCACCAUCUUCAGCGGUGUCCUGCUCUACGAGGGGGAUGAGGAUGGUGCCUAGCCCUUGCCACGGGCGUGGGGGGCACCGCCGCUGCAGCCUGGCGUGGGGGCUCCCUGCCCUCCCAGGGGCAGCGAUGCUGUGGGGGGGCAGAGCAGGGCUCCCCGCUCCCCCCAGGCCUGGCCUCCCCAGGGUGCGGUGGGGUCCUGCCAGGCCUGGGGGGCCCAGCCCCAUGUCCUGGGGAGAGUGGGGGCAGAGCCCGGGUAUGAUGGGGCAUGAGCCCCCCCACUUCAUGGGGUGGCCCCCCUGCGCAAGCUGCCCCAGGGCCCUUCACUGAUGCCCAGGGCUGCAGUGAUGGUCCUGACCAUCCCCCCCCUCCAGCCUGCUGCUGGGGGGCCUCAGUUCCCACACCCCUGCAACAAGGUCUGGUUCCCUGCCCCCCCCCAAAGAACCCUGCCCCACGUGUCAGCCCCUGCCCACGUGCUACCACGCUGCUGCCACGUCACCGCCUGCCCGUGCCCACCGCCACGGCUUCACGUCGCACCAGCUCAGGACCGCCUGCUGCGAGCCCAGCUCCGCCUGCCCCCACGGCCACGCCGGCGGAGCUGGCAGGGGCGAGGGCAUCGUGCCCCCCCAGGCAGCGCCAGGUCGUGCCAGGCCCGGCGGGGCGGAAGGGGCGCCGGGCGCCGUCCCCACGGCAGGGCCGCGCUCUGCAACGGUUAUUAAUAAAGGAGCGUCACCUUUUUGUA
Messenger RNA from Alligator mississippiensis (American alligator), 3883 nucleotides. RefSeq names its product elastin microfibril interfacer 1 (gene EMILIN1). Gene Ontology annotation, molecular function: protein binding. The coding region runs from base 54 to 3197 and encodes 1047 amino acids. The transcript is spliced from 8 exons. The record is from RefSeq and is a predicted model, not a curated record. NCBI's taxonomy places the organism in Eukaryota, Metazoa, Chordata, Crocodylia, Alligatoridae.